AUGGAUAUUGCCUCUAGAGGUACCUCAGGCACGACGCAGGAGGCAGUGGGGAGCAUUCUGGGAUGUCGGACGGCGAAGUACGACAAGCGAGAGCACCAGAAUCAGGCCCAGCCUCCCGACAGGCAUCACAGCCCAGCGCUGGAGUCGACGACCAUCUUCCCGUUUCCUCGAGACGACAUAGCAGAAGACAACCCAGCGGAGGAAGACAUGGGGAUGGAGAACUUGAGAUUCCAUGCAUAUGGAUCAGACCAACACCCUACGGCAGGUCUGCGCAAGGCCGUAAAGCUCAAGGGCUCGGUAUAUAGCUUGCGGAACAGGCUGAAAAGCUCGAUCAGCAACAUGAGUCUCCAAACGGCAUUCAAAGAUGACGGGCAAGAUGUUGGACCACAGCAGAGGAGCAAGCUCAAAAGUCCCACAAGUCAGCUCAAUCUACGUACGGCAUUUGGGCGACAUCAAGGUUCAGCUGAUGCAGAUUGUGGCGACUCGAAGGGACUGAGAAGUGCAUUGAGCAACAUGAGCAUGGGACGAGCUUUCCAGCGUAAAGAGCCUGAUUUUGUGAUGCUGCCAGAAGAGGAAGUGGAAGAGGGACAAUCAUCAACACCACAGCGGCGAAAACGACUGGCUAUGCAUGGUGAUGAUCUGCCUGCCGGUGGAAUUGGUCUCCGGCAAGCAGUCAGCAACAUGAGCCUUCGGUCCAGCGCCACUUUCAAUAGAAUGUUGGAGGGUGAGCUCGAGCUUCCUACAGAGUCCGUUCCAUCGCUGGUUCGAAAGAAGCUUGCUAAGCCAGGAGAGGCACCACCUCACGAUUUGAAGCAGUCGCUUAGCUCCAUAGCAUUACGUGCCGGCUUCAUAAGCUCUGAGGCAGAACGUGAUGACCUGGGGCCACGACCGAUACCAGUACGUCGCAAGAGAUUGGCCAUUUCCGUACAGCUGCCACCGCGCGGUCAAGUGCUGAUCCCACCAAUACCAGAGAGUCCGAGGUACUGCACAGGGAGCUACCAGCUGAUCGUGAAGCCAGAGGUCAUGGUCCAUAAUGGUGAUACUGCGGAUCUGCAAAACGCAGGCGAUAUGUUCGUUGCCACUGAAGUCAGCGCACAAGGCCCAAGCUCGACUGUACGAAGACAAGACAGAUCAAUGGAUACGUUGGGUGAAGCUCUCGAUACAACGCAGCGCAAGGACAAGUUUUGUGACCCAAAGACUCUAGCGAUUCUGACUGGAGCCUGCCACAGUACAAGCGCAGAGAACCACCUCGACUACCAAUCUGACACCAGCGACCCCUUCGUACGAGGCUACUAUCGUACUCACCAUGCCAACCGACAUCUGGAUCACGAAGACGACGGCUGCAACUCGCAAGCACGAACACCACAUCCGACCCCAUCACCUUCCCCACAUCAUCGUGAUGAAGCGAGUUCCUUAAGUACCUCCGAGUUCUUCGCGGGCUUCAGUGCACACCGUGCGGCCGAAAAGAAGUUCCUCGAUUUUACCCAGAACAUGGCGGUUCACGCCGUCAAUAACAGCGAGAUCUUGGACGCUGGGAUCUAG
Molecule: messenger RNA, 1542 nt
Organism: Fulvia fulva
Lineage: Eukaryota; Fungi; Ascomycota; Dothideomycetes; Mycosphaerellales; Mycosphaerellaceae
Exons: 2
Coding region: 1-1542 (513 amino acids)
Source: RefSeq, a predicted model, not a curated record